Molecule: messenger RNA, 4176 nt
Organism: Chironomus riparius
Lineage: Eukaryota; Metazoa; Arthropoda; Insecta; Diptera; Chironomidae
Source: the annotation of a GenBank genome assembly
AUGAUUAGUUCAAAAGAAUUAGUUGACAAUUUGAUUGUGGGCAGCAUAACAAGCUUUUCGCCCCAAACAAUGCGAUUACUGGAUUUGAUUGAGAAUAACCAACAAGUGCCUUUAAAUGAUGUAGCACUCAAUGAUCCAGACCAGCUAUCAGUAGCAAUUUUUAAUUAUCCAAUUAUUAAAGACGAUUUAUAUAAAGAGUUUAGUGAAGCAGCAAAGAGAAUAUCGUCGGCAAAAUAUGCAUAUUACAAGAAGUCUGCAGCAUUUAAAGACAAUUUUACCAAAUUGUGUACCGAAACAUUUAAUAAACAUCAUCAAUCUGAUGUUCAAUUAAGUCAUUUGGAGCAAAUUCAAAAGGUCAGAAGUGCCAUAAGAGUUAUCAAAUUUAUUGGUGAAUUAUAUGUGGCUGAUUUCUUCAUUAACUGUAAUAUUGCACAUUUUCUGGAAGUGUUAUCAAAAAAUAUUGUGGAAUCAAAAGUGUCGCAAGACUGUCUUGAAUGUCUAAUAUCAAUCAUAUCAAAUCGUGUGAAAAAUGAAGUUAAACUAUAUAAACACAAUAUUCAUACAGCAGCGAUAAUAAAUUUUAUUACGGACUACGAGAAUGAAACAUCGAAAAUUAAAAGAAACUAUAAAGACCUUGAAAUAAUUGAAGCUGUUAAUAAAACAAUCAAAAAUAAAUCAUUGAAAGGCUCAAAUAAUCGUUAUACUAAGGACACAUCCCGUAGUGAAACUGUUCGUCAAACAAAGAAAAUUUUCGAAACAAUUUUAUCCGGCAACAUGAAUUUAUUGUAUUGUGUCGAGACUGCAUAUGAUGUAAGCAUUAUAUUUCCUGAUUCUUUUGAAAAUGAGAUGCUUCAAUUGUGUUUUGACUAUAUUAAAAAGUCAUUUGAAGCACCUGAUGAGAAUUUAAAAGCCAAAUGUAUGGAAAUUGUGAGAUUUAUUGGAAUGUUAUACAGCAAUGAAGCCUUAACAAACGACGGCGUUAAAGGAACAAUAAAUUUUUUAUACAAAUUCGAUUCAAUCUUUUCGGAACCAUUAACAAAUGUCAUUUUUGCUGAGAUUUAUGAUAAAGUUAUGGACAUCGAUGACGUGUUAUUGAAGCAAGUAAUUCCGGAAAAUUUUGUAAAAAUAUCAAAUGGAUCAGCGAGUGAGAAAGAACUUGAAAUUACUGAUGUUGAGAAUGAGAAAGAAGAAGUUGAAGUUCCAAUGAUAAGAAAGCAAUCAACACCAGACAUAAUAAUGCCGAAAAAUCAUUCGAUUUGUGAAAGCACUAAUGUCAUUGAUCCGAUUGAGAAAUUCAAAGAAUUAUUAAUAAAAUUAUCACCAACGAAUGUAGCGUACAUCUUGAGAGAAACAUCAGGAGUGAAAUUUUCAAUUGGCGAGGAUAUGAUUAAGGAAUUGGCAACACAUCUUAUUGAGCAUGCUGUAAACAAGCCGAUAUUAAUUAAAUCGAUCACUCAGGUUGCUGUAAAGUUGCCUGACACAAUUGUUCCACAUUUUAAUACAUGCUUAAUGAAGAAACAUUUACGUGCCUUGAUUUCAUCAAAAAUCACUGGAUGUUCCGAACGAGAAUCUGUUGUUUAUGGACAACUCAUUAAAGAGCUUCAUUCCGCCAAUUAUUACGACAGAUUUGAUAUAAUUAUUUUAUUGGACAAUUUUACUGAAAAUUUUAAUCACGAUCGAACAGCAUUGACCUCACUUUUACAAUUCAUUGAUGAGUUCAAGGACAUCUUGAUCGGGAAGAAAUUGUCAAAAAAUAUGAAACAAAAGCUGAUUAACAUUUCUUCCAAGCUAUCGAUCAAAAUGAGUGAAGAGAGUGACGAGGAACUAAUGGAAACAAUUUCAAAUGCUAUAAAAACACUCAAUUCCGAGACACGUCCGCAAAGUGAAAGUUCAUCAAGUUCUAAAAAGGAAAUUAACAACAAUUACAAAAUUAAUGGUGAUAUGCCUUAUUAUAGAUCAGAAAGUAACAGCCAAAGUGAGAAUUCAUCGCCAUCACCAAUUCAAUUGCCUCCAAUGCAUUUACCCCCACCAAAAAUGUUCAUUCCACCCCCAAACUUUGUUUUUGUGGCUUCUAAAAGUGCAUUUGAAAUCAUGGAGAACAGAAAUAGCUGGCCAAGUUUAGAAACGAAAGAAAAGCAUCAGAUGAGCUUCAAAACUGUUGUUGAUACGAAAAGUGAUGACGAUUUCAGCAUUCGGCAAUCCGGUUCUACAAGCUCGGUGUCGAUCAGCUUGCAAGAGAUCGAAAUGGAAUCAGAUGAGUUUUAUGACACAGCAUCAAAUGCAGAAAGCUUCGCAUAUGAACUAAAGAAUGACAUUGAAAGUGAAAGUGCAUAUUCAAGCUUAAUUGAUGCACGGUUCAGUAAGGAAGACAUUUUCAAAAAUAUUAUUCGGUGCCAAUUUUCAUACAAUAAUGAAGCAAUUGAGAGUUUCGCGACAUUAUUCAUUAAACGUGGAAUGAAGAGUAAAAAUAGCGGAUAUAUGGACAUAAUUGAGGAGAUUCGGGAAAGCUUGACAGAAAAUGAAGAACUUUUUGCAAAAUUCACUUUAAUUCUAGAACAAAAAUUCAUCGAAUUUAUUCAAAACUUACCAAAAGCUGACGUGGACGUGACGAAAUCUGACAAACGGAAGCAUUUACAGUUGAUAUUAUUAAUUGGUGAAUAUUACAAUAUGGGAUUUAUGAAAAAUCAGACAUUUAUAGCAUGUCUUGAGAAACUUUUAAAUGACAUUGGAACCGAUCAUCAAAUUACACUUUUUCAUCAAUUAAUUAAAAUAUCCUUUGAUAAAAUUAUUCAAAAUGGCAUCACGAAUGUGAUUAAGACCUUUAUGGACAUGCUGGCUAAAAAACUUCCAACAAUUGUCGAUGCAAACGAUCGAAACUUAGCAGCAUGGGAACUUUAUGUAACAAUGAAAAUUUUAAUUUAUCGUCAACAAAAGGCACAGAUGCAAUGUCCAGUGACUUACUUUAAACUGUUUAUAUCAAAUUUAAAUGAAGAGUCGAUUGUGAUGAAGCUGGAGGAACUAAAAUAUCGUUAUUGCUAUAAAAAAGAACAAAUUGCUGAAAUUGUUGAAUUUUUUCUAUUGACUGCCAUUUCAAGCUUCCAAACAGCCAUCUAUGUCAAGUUAGCUAACGAACUACAUGCAAUUAAGUCAGCGACUGACGAUAGCUAUACAUUUCAGAAGCAUAUGGAAUUUAAGUUACAUGACGUAAUCAAAAAUAUCCUUAAUGACAUCGAGAAUGAAACGAAAAUGAUUAAAUUAUUUAAUAUGACGUCAUUUGUCGGCGACUUGUUUGUUGGCAAUGUCGCAUCAAUUUAUCUUGUUUUAUGUAUUUUGGAGAUGUUGUUGGAGAAGGAAGUUGAAAGUAAAAAGAUUGUGGACUGUAUUAAAAUUUUACUACAAAAAGUUGGAUAUAAAAUUGACCUGGACAGUGUCUUGAUCCUCGACAAGUUCUUUCUGUUCUUUAAGGAAGUCAUUAAGUGCGAUAAAGGAUAUCGUCGGGUUGUUUUUAAAGAAUUGAUUGAUCUGCGAAUGAAUAAAUGGAAUCGAAUGGAAAACGAAAGAAAUUUGGAAGUUAUUGAAGAGCUUUUUGGGAAAUUGACGCACGCAAACUUCAUACAAGUUUCAUUCUUUAUUUGCGGGAUACUGUCUAAAAAUUUUGAGCUUAUUGAAUUGUUUGUAAAAUUAAUUUGGAAACUUAUUUUAAAUAAUCCGGAAUCGGUGCUGUUAUAUGCUAAAUUGUCGAGUGCAAUUUCGAAUUAUAAUGAGGCAUUUCGGAGUAAUUUGAUGUUAUUUAUGAAGCACAGAAAUGAAACUUUUAAAACUAUUUGUUGUGAGCCGAUCGUACCAGGUGAAGCGAAAUUAAAGCUAUCGUCUGUUAUGAUGUUUAUGUCGUACCUUUAUGCAUUUGAUUUUUGUGAGGAUGAUGAUAUUGGACUAUGGAUACAUCCGUCGUUUACCAAGCAAUUGACGAUGGGACAGUGCAAUGAGAUUAGUCAUAUUUUAGGGACGAAAAUUAACGAAUCGAAGAAUAAUGAGUUGUUGAGAGCUUUUGUGGCACUGAUGGAGUUCCAUUCGCGUGAGAAUUUAUUUGCUGUCAUCAAGAGUGUCAAGAAUGAGCUUUCGGAUUUGCCUAAAUCCAUUUCCUUUUUUUCCAAGUCAAACUCAAGAAAAUUGUAA